UGAUCUUUCAAAGGAGUUUAAUAUCAUAUUCAUAACUAUUCUUAAUUACGGUUGGUAUACUGCACAGUAUCUCUCAGUGAUGAACAUCUCACCGAAACCAGUGGACCCUCCUUAAAGAGGACGGGCUAACGCGACGACAUGCAUUGGUGUGCGCUAACCCUUCAGCUCGGCUGGGGCUGAGCGUCGACCGAAAUUGGCGAUACCUUCCCAAACUAUUUCUCGAAUUCCUGCAAUAUUCUAGUUUCUAAAGGAAUUUUCAGAGAAUAUUUCCUCGUCCUUAGGGCGUGUGUCCUGUGAAAGGUAGCAAAAUGUCAUCGACAGAUUCAGGCUACUCAGCCACCGACAUCAUCACCUAUAUUGGUGUGCCUCUAGCGGUGCUUGGCGUGCUGCCGAUUCUGUACAAUACCAUCGCCACGCUAGCUGCGCUGUCUAAGAUCAAGCGCAUGCUUCGUCAUGGUCGUCUGACUGCUCUGACUCGAAGCGAUGUCGUGAAUCGGGUUAUCGAGGUAGAGCUACCGCGAUACGCUGUCACUCCAUGUGAUCGCUUCGCGGAAACGGAGCUAUAUUGGAAGCUCGCGCGACAACCGAGUUCCAUCCCCGGAGGUUCGUGGACGACUUUUAACUGGCAGGCUCGCGCCAUCGGUGCCAAGACCCAGCGUGUCGAAUAUGCCGAUCAACUCCGCCAGCCUCAAGUUGAUGUUGCAUUUGACCAGCUUGUUGCCUAUCUCCUCGACCUAGGUGCGCUUCCGGAAGCCCAUGGCUGGAAACUGUUGCGUUCAACCGGGUUAUGGACUCCGACAGGUUGCUCAUUGAUGAAAUCUCCCGAUGGAUACCAUGAUGCUUUGACUAUAGCCCCCUUAGAUGAUUCCGACGGACAUCUAUCCCUAAAAGCGAAAUGGUCGUCGGAUUGGACAACACGAGACUUUUCCUCGCUGCCUCCCUACUGGAUAAGGCUUCCUCCUCCGCCAAUAAUAGAGCCCACCGUGACGGAAACCAUUGAACCUGUCGAACCCGCGGAAGGAAGUUCUACCUCUGCAGACGAGCCCCAUGUGGAUGAUGUAGAAAAAGGUCUUGAGCAGAAAGAGAAAAGUAGCUUACGAAAGCAAUCCCUGGAUUCGGUUCAAAAGCAAGCAGAGAAGAAUGAUAGAGCGACCAUCACAUGCCAGAUAUCUGUAGAUGGCCUAAUCUCCGCCAUGAGCCAAGAAGAGGGAGCCAUCUUCUCGUCAGCAGACGUACAGAGUCUCUACAUCGAGCACCUCCGGGUCCGUGCUAGUAAGAACGACGGUGUAUGGUUCGCAAGCAUAGCGACCGCGUACGGAACCACCAGCCAGACCGUGCUAUGGAACUACAAGAUCCCCGACGAGAUUCUCAACUUCGCUAGGAGGGAUACCGUCCCGUGCGGCGUCCUAGCGGUUUUGGAUGUGGUGGAUGAUUCGCAGACACCCGAAUGGGCCACGAGCUACGACGCCGCGGAAGAGGAGCGCGAGCUAUUCAUUAGACGUAGCAAUGAACGACACGAAGCUUUUGUAUCUGAAUCACGGAUGCAACCGGCUCAGAGAGACGCGGCUGUUCGAGAUAGGAUGCACAGGGAGAUAAACCAGAGGAUGCAAGACACGCGCGACCGUCAGCGACGGGAAUACCAACGCCGCGAAACCAGGAUGUCCGAGGCGCUUCAAAGUCCCAAGUGGGAUACCAAGCUGGUUUCUCAGCAUAAUCUACGCUGGCUCCGGGAGAGAAAAGAACCCUCCACUGUCGGCGUGAAUAUCGGCGCUUCACUGGCAGUUAGAGACAUUGUCGGCAUGCUACUACACCGAAUGGUUCUCGAUGGAGAGUUUGCCUCCUCAAUCUGCAAGAUACUGGAUCUGUGGAAAGCCUGGGCGGAAAAUGGCGGCAUGAGAAGGUCUGACUUGGAGGCCCUACGUGAUAAGCAGGAACUCUUCGCUUUAGCUAGUCUUUUGGUUGCAUUAGUUAGGGAUACCGUUACGGCUCAUGAGGGCACGCUAUCUCUGGAUUUACAGGAGUGUCUGCGGAUAUGGAAGACUGUAAGGCUUGGGUGAUGGAUAUUUUGACACUGUAUAUAUACCCGGAUGAGUUAUGUGUUCUGAUUAGUGUAUAGAAUGUGCCAUAUGCGAUUAAUCUAGUAUAGUUCCUCUUUGAAUGUAUAUCACUCUUCGUCUAGGGCUUCUCUAAUG
Messenger RNA from Annulohypoxylon maeteangense, 2192 nucleotides. RefSeq lists its product as uncharacterized. The transcript is spliced from 2 exons. Lineage: Eukaryota; Fungi; Ascomycota; Sordariomycetes; Xylariales; Hypoxylaceae. The record is from RefSeq and is a predicted model, not a curated record. The coding region runs from base 309 to 2057 and encodes 582 amino acids.